GUUAGUUGCAUGACAUCGAUAGCAAAUGUUCGAUGGUAAACAAACAUGGUGGCUAUCGAAUUAUUCAGAGUAGAGUGAAAAUUGUGGUAGAAAAAAUUAAAAAACACAGAAGAAGAUGGCCUCGCUGGAACCAACACAAAAUAAAACAUGGGAUUUAUCGCUGUACGAGCUGCAGCGCAAGCCGCAGGAAAUAAUAACAGACAGCACCGAAAUUGCAGUAUCUCCGCGAAGUUUACACAGCGAACUAAUGUGUCCCAUCUGCCUGGACAUGCUGAAGAAAACCAUGACGACCAAAGAGUGCUUACACCGCUUCUGCUCCGACUGCAUUGUGACAGCUCUGCGCUCGGGCAAUAAGGAAUGUCCCACUUGCCGCAAAAAACUUGUCUCGAAACGCUCACUGCGAGCUGAUCCCAACUUUGAUCUGCUUAUAUCGAAGAUCUAUCCUAGCCGGGAGGAGUAUGAGGCUAUACAGGAGAAACAAAUGGCCAAGUUCAAUCAGGCACAAUCACAGCAAGCACUUGUGAACUCGAUCAAUGAGGGCAUUAAGCUGCAAUCACAGAAUCGACCACAACGAUUCCGCACCAACAAAGGCGGUGGCACUGGCGGUGGCGGUGGUGGUGGUGGUGGUGGUAACAAUAGUGGUGGCAACAGCGGUGGAGGAGGAGGAGGCGCGAGUGCCACUCGUGCUGGCUCUAAUGCAGUGCAUGCCCACGAUACGGCUUCCAAUGACAGCAAUAGCAACACGAAUGGCACGGAUCGCGAGAACCGAGAUUCCGUUAGUGCUGGACCUGCAGUUGGAGCGGUAACUGGCGCUCCGGCGCCAAUAAAUACUACUGUAGCAGUGGCAACGUCUGCCGGCACAUCGGGUGCGAGUACUUCCAGUCGCAUGCAAGUGGAUGAUGCAUCGAAUCCACCCUCAAUACGAAGCACUCCUUCGCCAGUGCCGUCAAAUUCGAGCAGCUCGAAACCCAAGCGCGCCAUGUCUGUGAUGACCUCUGAGCGAUCCGAGGAGUCGGAAUCCGACUCACAAAUGGAUUGUCGCACAGAAGGUGAUUCGAAUAUCGAUACUGAGGGCGAAGGCAAUGGUGAACUGGGAAUCAAUGAUGAAAUUGAGCUCGUAUUUAAGCCACAUCCCACUGAGAUGUCGGCCGACAACCAGCUAAUCCGAGCACUGAAAGACAACUGCAUACGCUACAUUAAAACCACAGCCAAUGCGACUGUUGACCAUCUCAGCAAGUAUCUAGCCAUGCGCCUAACCCUUGACCUAGGCGCUGAUUUACCCGAAGCCUGUCGGCUUCUCAAUUUCUGCAUCUACGUUGCUCCACAGCCACAGCAGCUGGUUAUCUUGAAUGGCAACCAGACACUACAUCAGGUCAAUGAUAAAUUCUGGAAGGUCAAUAAGCCAAUGGAAAUGUAUUAUUCGUGGAAGAAAACCUAAAGCGAACAUUUAUUUCUGCAAUUGAAAUAUAUAUAGACAUAUACAUAUGUAUAGUUUUAUCGUUAAUGUGCUUAACAAGAAUAUACAUACAAAUAUAACAUAAUUUAAUUGUAA
Drosophila innubila is the source of this 1552-nucleotide messenger RNA. It is a transcript of the gene Sce, whose product is annotated as E3 ubiquitin-protein ligase RING1. The record is from RefSeq and is a predicted model, not a curated record. Gene Ontology annotation, cellular component: ubiquitin ligase complex; PcG protein complex. NCBI's taxonomy places the organism in Eukaryota, Metazoa, Arthropoda, Insecta, Diptera, Drosophilidae. The transcript has 2 exons. Gene Ontology annotation, molecular function: chromatin binding; ubiquitin protein ligase activity. Bases 116 to 1438 code for a protein of 440 amino acids.